AUGGCUAAACCAGCAGGCAUCGACAAGCUCACCAGCUUGGUGAAUGGCCUGACUCUCGACUCCGUCACCGAGAAAUACCCCCAGGCUCAUCCUGAAAUCAACCCACUUGACCUCUACAGGGCACACCUUAGCAAUGUAUUGGCCGGAAUCUCUGGCGUAGACACUCAAAUCAUAUAUCCCGCCAUCAACUGGACAACCGGUCUCGACAAGGGUGACUUUGUACUGGCUGUUCCGGCGUUGAGGAUCAAGGGCGAGAAGCCAGAUGCUCUCGCUACCAAGUGGGCUGGAGAGUUCCCAGAGGAUGAUGCGUUAUUUGGCAAGCCUACCACCAGUGGUCCUUUCAUGUCAUUCUUCCUCAAGGGAGGCCCACUCUCCAACUCAUUGAUCCCAUUGAUUCGGAACCUUGGCGAGGAAUAUGGUCGUAACCGAUUUAAUGGCUUGAGGGACCCCAAGGACCCAAGCCAGGGCAAAAAGCGCAUUAUCGUUGAGUUCAGCUCUCCCAAUGUUGCCAAGCCUUUCCAUGCCGGCCAUCUUCGAUCAACCAUUAUCGGAAGCUUCUUGGCCAACCUCUAUGAAGGUAGCGGCUGGGAAGUGGUACGAAUGAACUACCUGGGAGACUGGGGUAAGCAGUACGGACUGCUGGCUCUCGCUUACGAGAAAUACGGCAACGAGGAGGCGCUUCAGAAAGACCCCAUUAACCACCUGUUCAACCUCUAUGUGCAAAUAAAUGCCGAAAUGACUGCCGAGAAGGAGUCUAUCGAGGCCCAGAAGAAGGAGGGCAAAGAUGUCACCGAACUUGAAGCCAAGAGCCUUGAUGAGCAAGCUCGUCGGUACUUUAAGCGCAUGACUGAUAGGGAAGAGGACGUGCUCCAGCAGUGGCAGAUCUUCCGAGAUCUGAGUAUUGCUCGAUACAAGGAGACGUACGCCCGACUUAACAUUGCCUUUGACAAGUAUAGCGGUGAGAGUCAGGUUUCCGAGGAGGCCAUGGCAAAGAUUGCCGUAGAGAUGGAAGAGAAGGGCAUUUCCCGAGUAGACAACGGCGCAACGCUCGUUGACUUCACCAAACUGCUUCCUGGUAAAGAAGGAAAGCGGCUUGGUGUUACCGUCAUUCGAAAGAAGGACGGCACCGCCUUGUAUCUCACCCGUGACAUCUGCGAGUUGCUCGGCCGAUAUGAAACCUACAAAUUUGACCACAUGAUUUACGUCGUGGCAAGUGCGCAGGAUCUCCAUCUCAAACAGCUUUUCGAGAUUGUUCAGCAGCUUGGCUACAAGGACAUUGCGAAGCGCUGCCAGCACAUCAACUUCGGCCUGGUUCUGGGUAUGAGCACCAGGAAAGGUACCGUCAAGUUCUUGGACGAUAUCCUGAGGGACUGCGCAGACCACAUGCACGAGACCAUGAAGAAGAACCAGGACAAAUAUGCUCAGGUCGAGAACCCAGUAGCUACGGCUGAUAUCCUCGGUAUUAGCAGUGUCAUGGUUCAGGAUAUGAGUGGAAAGAGGAUCAACAACUACACAUUCAACAUGGAGGCCAUGACCUCGUUUGAGGGCGACACGGGCCCCUACCUGCAGUAUGCCCACUCUCGACUUUGCUCCAUCAAGCGUCGUGCGAACUUGACCGAGGAAGAUCUGUUGAGCGCGGACCUUUCAUUGCUCACUGAGCAGCACGCUACCAAUGUUGUUCGAAUGCUUUCGCAGUGGCCCGAUACCGUUCAGAACACGCUCAAGACUCUGGAGCCCACCACCGUGCUCACUUACCUGUUCAAGAUGUCUCACGCCGUGAGCAGCAGCUACGACCACCUGCAGGUGGUUGGCAGCGAGAAGGAACUGAUGAAGGCCCGAAUGGCGCUGUACGAUGCCGCACGAAUUGUUCUAUCAAACGGAAUGAAGCUGCUUGGCUUGACACCGCUGGAGAGGAUGUAA
Trichoderma aggressivum f. europaeum is the source of this 1920-nucleotide messenger RNA. RefSeq lists its product as uncharacterized. NCBI's taxonomy places the organism in Eukaryota, Fungi, Ascomycota, Sordariomycetes, Hypocreales, Hypocreaceae. The transcript is spliced from 13 exons. Gene Ontology annotation, cellular component: mitochondrion; cytoplasm. The coding region runs from base 1 to 1920 and encodes 639 amino acids. The record is from RefSeq and is a predicted model, not a curated record. Gene Ontology annotation, biological process: arginyl-tRNA aminoacylation; mitochondrial translation. Gene Ontology annotation, molecular function: arginine-tRNA ligase activity; ATP binding.